AUGAACACAGCAACUUUGCCAGUUUCUCUCUUACAAGAUUCAAAUACUUCAAUCAUAAUUAAUCAAUCAUGGUUUAUUCCUAUCGAUAUUCUAUUACUUACAUGUCUUUUUCUAGCCAUUCUCAUGUCUUUAUUAUUUUUCUUUAUUGUUUUAACCGAUAAAACAUGUCACACAGUUCCUCUUAUACUUGUUGCUCAUUCGUGUUUUGCUAGUUUUUUAUUAACGAUUAUUUUAUUCUGGGCGACAAUUAUUACUUUUCAUAAUGAUCUUAAACAAAUUUAUUAUCAAGAUUUAUUUUGUAUUUUUCGUGGCUAUAUGACUUAUGUAACUUUUUUUGGAUUAUAUUAUUCUUAUUUAUUACAAUCAAUUUAUAGUUAUAUAACAGUUAUUUAUCCGACUCGUUUAUUUUGGCGAUCAAUAAAAAUUCAAUUUUUUCUCAUUAUUUUAAUAUGGAUAUUUGCUUUUAUUUUUGCAUGUCCCGUUAUAGUUACUAAUGAAAUAAAAUAUCUUAUUGAUGAUCAAGUAUGUCAAAUGCCAUUUCAUCUUUCUAUCGUAGCAAUCUAUAAUAUAGUUUAUAUUUAUAUAAUACCAAUAAGCGGUAUUAUGUUUAUUUAUUUGAAAUUAAUUCGAUAUGUUAGAGAAAUGAAUAAACGUGUUACAUUAGUAAAUACAUUAUUACGUGCACAAAGAGAAUUAAAAAUGGUUUAUCGAAUAGUUAUACUUAUAUCAAUUCUAUUAAUAGUUAGUGUACCUUAUACAAUAUUUGUUUUUAUGGGAUUUUUUAUUUUAACACCAAAAUAUAGUUUUCGUAUUGCUCUCACAUUUGCGGAGGCAUCAUUAGUAUUUGUUAUGAUUGCUUUAUUUAAAUUUACGGAACCAGUUCGAACAUCAAUUAUGAAAAGGAUACGUCAACGAUCACAUGUAGUCACACCAACAAUGACAUGA
This is a messenger RNA of Adineta steineri, 945 nucleotides long. NCBI's taxonomy places the organism in Eukaryota, Metazoa, Rotifera, Eurotatoria, Adinetida, Adinetidae. The record is from the annotation of a GenBank genome assembly.